Messenger RNA from Dreissena polymorpha, 2482 nucleotides. Its product is annotated as leucine-rich repeat-containing protein 74B-like. Bases 130 to 1848 code for a protein of 572 amino acids. NCBI's taxonomy places the organism in Eukaryota, Metazoa, Mollusca, Bivalvia, Myida, Dreissenidae. The transcript has 13 exons. Gene Ontology annotation, molecular function: calcium ion binding; protein binding. The record is from RefSeq and is a predicted model, not a curated record.
CGCAAAUGUAAGGCCGCACGUGACUAUACAAAUCCAGUCUCUCUGAAAAGGAACAGUUGCAUUAAUAAUUAUUUGACCUGUGAAACAAACAUGAUCUGAAGGAUAAUAAAGACUGAGUUGGACGAAAGCAUGGCGUCACCGGUGAGUAACGGUCUUUCCGGUUCCAAAUUGGAGAAGCAGCGCUCAGUAACGGAAGUGCAGAGCCACGGUAUGGGUUCCAAGACAGCAUCGCUCUAUCUGAGCCGCACCACGUCGCUUAUACAGCCCGGGGGUGGAGCGCCCGGGGGUGGAGCGCCGCUAGGAAGGAGGGACGGUGAAACGCGGGGGACGGAUAAAGGCAGUCAGAACGGAGAGGAUGCGGUCAGCGUUGCAGAGAGUUCGCCGUCAAAGAAAACGUCAGUUACGUCAUUGAAGAGAGAAUUUACGUUUACUGGAUAUGACAUCAUGGCAGACGAUGAGCCCAGCACCCCUAAACCCACAACGGAGGAGGAGAUCUCUGAACGCGCAAACCGGAAGUGUUACCUAGACGCGUGCAAGGUUCUGGGGUUGAUCCCCGUCAACUACAUUUCCCGCCACAUCAACGACAAGCAUCUAGUCAUGAAGAGUCACCCUCUGGGUCCCGUAGGCGCUCGCGCCGUCUGCAUAGCGCUCGUGAACAACAGAUCUGUGGAGUCUAUAGACUUUGAGGACAACGAUCUAGGUACAGAUGGCGCUGUAAGCGUUGCGGAGAUGCUGCGGGAAAAUAACGUCAUAACGGAAGUGAAAAUUUCAGAGAAUUUGAUAGGCUCAAGAGGGGCGUUCGCUUUUACAGAGCUUCUCAAAGAUGGCAAACUUUUACACACGCUGAAUAUAUCAGGCAGUGGUUUAGAAGACUCUGAUGGGAAAUUUAUAGCCGAUAUGAUAGAAUUUAGUUCCCAUUUAAAAGUGCUCAACGUAAGUCAUAAUCGUCUCGGUGAAAACGCGUCAUUAGAUAUAGGACGGGCAAUGGCAAUAAACGACACUUUACAAGAGUUGGAUCUCAGCUGGAACCACAUCCGGGGUAUCGGAAGUAUCGCCAUAGCGAUUGGACUGCAGAAAAACGUCACGCUAAAGAAAUUAAACGUCUCAUGGAACGGGUUUGCCAAACAUGGCGCGGAGGGUCUGUGGCACGCGCUUGAAGAGAACCGAACGCUCCGGGAGCUGGACGUCUCUAACAACCGGCUAGGACUCAAGGCCGUUCCGCUUGUUCUCAAGGGGCUCAUGGAGAAUGACGGGCUAGCCACGCUGAGAAUCGGUCAAAACCCGUUUUCCCCCGAGGUGGCCAUGAUGAUACUGAAAGCUAUCGGCGAGAGUGAAAAGUGUGUCUUGACUACUCUGGAUAUAUCGGAUAUCGUUGUUCGUACCGACUUCAUCACAGCUUGGGACGAAAUCAAGCGGAAACGAGCAUUACCGUUGCGCAUCCUGUUUGGGGCCGUUGUUAAAAGCGGCACGGAACCUGCGAAGGACCCUAACGCCAUCAACUGGCGGGACCCAGUGACCCGGAUGUUCAAGUUCAUGCACGACCAGGGCUACAGGGUGAUAGACUUACUGAAGAAAUGGGACAAGGACGGUAGUUUCAGCGUUGAUAGACACGAGUUCAAAAAAGGCUUUAUGGCUGAGAACUCUUCGCUCACGGAGGCGCAGUUAGACGAGGUGAUGGACCGUCUCGACGUGGACGGAGACGGGGAAGUCGAUCUCGGAGAGCUACUCAAAGCUGAGAAAGAGUUCCGGCGAAGGAUGCACUUGCGACUCCGUAAGUUGGCUGCAAAAACGAAUUCAACUACGGACAAAUUAGACGCUGUGUUACAGAGAGUCAUGCAAAACGACUAACUCUUGACCACACGUGCAUAAAUCACAGGGCAUUCCUUUUUUACUUCAGGCUUUUCUAUGUGAGUUAUUAUCAAGCCUCCGCAUGCAAAACUUCCGCAUACACCGUUGACAGAAAACACAUGUUUAUCAUGAAAUGUAAGUCAAACACUUGCGUUCUGGCUCUUAAUCCCAAACACUUUGUCAACGGAAUAUUUGUGUUAUGUUUAUUCAGACGUUUGUCGUAGCGACAGUGGAUUUGAAAUAGUAGGAGCUGAACCUUUAUGAAAUAGACCAUUCAACUCCCUAUAGAGGCUGUGAAUUCAGAAGAAUAUUACAUAGUGGUUUUGAUGAUGAUUAAAUUUCGAAAGCUUUGGCAAAACUGUAUGAGGAUUCAUAUGAACAAAUGUCAGUUUCAUUAUAAGUUUUGUUAUGAGAAGAGACAUUGUUCUUAAAUACAUUGUUCGGGGUUAACGGUAUACACGUAUGAUUUUUCUGUUACCUUUUGUACAGUGGUCAUAUGGGUGCUGUCAAAUAUUGAUGUCCUGUUGUGUGUACAUUUAUUGCUUAAUCCUAUAUAGUACAAAGGUAAUAUAUGACUGAUAUCAAUUGCACUUUAAAAUAGUUUAAAAGUAAAGUUUUUUUUAUCGUAGUUUAA